GCGUCUAUAUGGGUGAACGGAGCUAUCUUUCAUGAGCAUAUGUUCGUUGCAACAUUCACAUGGCGUGAAGUCUCCCGUCGCAUGACAAGACUCCCGUUUCAGAAUAUUGACUUACGUGACAGACCUUCUGCUGAUGAUGAUAUCUUAUCCGAGCCUGGGUCUACUGGUCAGGUGCGCCAUACUUAAACCUCAAGUGAACUCGGAUAAUCUCUAUCUUGGCUUCCAGGUCGGGUCCCAAGUUUCCUAGCCCUUGCUGUUCACGACUUCUGCACCAAUUUUCGUAAUUUUGGUCGGUCUCAAUGUCUCAAUCCUCAGACAGUGAAGUUCUCGGUGUUGUGCUUGUCAUCCGCCAUGGUGAUCGUCAAGGGUUUUAUCAGGAUCCCAACACUUACACAGCUACGGCGACCCAAAUCACGCCUCUCGGAAACCAAGAGGAAUACCAGCUUGGAGAGUACUUGAACAAUCUAUAUUUCAAUGCAUCGUCUCCCUCGCACAUUCCCGAAAUGGGUACGGGGCUUUUUAAUGAGAGCCAGGUACUCAUUCGCGCGGAUCUGGGAGGCGAGGAUGGUGUAGUAUAUGAUUCUUGUAUGUCCCUGGUACAAGGACUAUGGCCUCCAUCUCCAAACAACACUGUCUCCCUUGCAAAUGGGACAACCAUCACAGCUCCCUUGGGUGGAUAUCAGUAUGUUCCUAUUGAGUCUGUCGACCCUAACCUGGAUGUCUCCCUUGAAGGCUUUUUGGACUGCAACACCUUUGACGAUUCAACUACUGCUUUCUACAAUUCUACCGAGUUUCAGGAAAAAGCCAGUGAAAGUGCGGCUUUCCUAAGCUUAUUACCACCCUAUCUGGACGGAAGAGCAGUCACUCUAGAAAAUAUGUGGAACAUCUUCGACUUCAUGAACGUCGAAAGCAUUCACAAUGCCGCCUUUGCCAAAGCGCUCCCUACUACAUUUUUGGCACAGGCACGGGCAUUGGCAAACUGGCAUGAAUACAACGUCUUUAGUUCUCCUCAAAUCGGAGGGAUUGGAAACAUUGCUGGCCAAACAAUGGUUCUCUCGAUCCUGAACGGGUUAUCGGCCAUCGUCGACCCUACAAACCCCCAAAAAUUUGUGUACGAAGCCGUUGCAUAUAAGCCAAUCUUGUCCCUUUUCAAUAUGACUGGUGUUGCAGCGGCAAACCCAGAGCUCGCUGGAAUCGUGAACUACGCUGGUGCUGUCGCCUUCGAAGUACGCCAGCCUUCAUCCGGCGGGGAACCUGUCGUCCGCUUUAAUUUUAAGAAUGGAACGGACAGCGACUUCGUUACUUACAACUACAUGAACCGCACCGGAGAUGUCCCCCUCUCUGUCUUCAUCGACACUUUGGCUCCGGUUGGAGUCAACACGACUGCUGAUUGGUGCAACGUGUGUCAAAACAACCAAGACAGAGGCUGUAGUGCACUUACCCUUGCUUACAACCAAGGGCAUGCUGCUGCCUCCACAAAAAUAAGCCCUGUGGGAGCCGGUUUCUUGGGAGCUGGCCUGACGAUUGCAGUGAUUGCUAUAUUGUUUGGUGUACUCGCAUUCAUGGGUCUGUUGACUCUGGGCAGACUUUCCAAGCGAGCGAGAAAAGAGACUGAUUCAGACGUGAGUGUUGCUAUUCAGGGUUAUCGUCUCUUCUAACAGCGAAUCCAUUCAUGACUAUUGCAUCCAGACGAAAGCGUAAAUGAUGCAUUCACGGUAUGAGAUGACUAGAUACGUUGAUG
Messenger RNA from Serpula lacrymans var. lacrymans S7.9, 1741 nucleotides. RefSeq lists its product as uncharacterized. The transcript is spliced from 10 exons. The record is from RefSeq and is a predicted model, not a curated record. Lineage: Eukaryota; Fungi; Basidiomycota; Agaricomycetes; Boletales; Serpulaceae. Gene Ontology annotation, biological process: dephosphorylation. Bases 300 to 1658 code for a protein of 452 amino acids. Gene Ontology annotation, molecular function: phosphatase activity.